UGGACAGAACAGGGACGCAAAGACGGUUUGCAACUAAACGGAGCAUCUAUUGACAAUUAUCUUGCAGAAGUCACUGCAUGUGUCAACUUCGCCGCUGAGAGGAGAGAGCCUGUCUUCAAAACAAGAGGAUAUUGCAUGCCGUCAGUGUGCAGCACAGUGUCAUAAACACAUACACUGCUUUCAACGAGGCAUUCAACAAGGUUCGUUGUGAGGCUUACUCCCCUUUCAUCAUCACUCUGUGCGUCUCCUUCUUGGCGCUCUUUAAACUGAUCAUCAGUGGAAGUGCUCCCGAGCUGCAGGAGCCCAGCUGUCACAUCCCUCCACCACUCAGAGUGUGCUCAGGCUGGCUGGCUGCUGCACAGGCACCAUGGAGCAGAAAGCACCCAAGGAUGACAGCCCCGCAAAGGGACAAGAGUCUCUGUCAUAUCAGCGGAGGAUGUGGAAGAAUUUCCAGGAGAAAACCAAGCCCUGGCUCAGUCCUAAACUGGGAUCGGAGCGUCGCGGUACCGGGGGCGCUGAGGGCAGCAAAAAGGAGUCUGGAUUAUGGAUGUUUAAGAGGAAAAAGAAACAGUUGGACCGGGUUUUUUCGUCGUCUCAGCCGAAUCUGGUAUGUUCCACGCCAGCGCCUUUUGAAGGAGAUAGCCAGACUCUUGGUAGCGAUGCGGUCCCGGGCACCAGCAGCGACGGGCAGCCUCUGCUACAUCAUCUUGGCGCAGCUUCUGGAGCCACGGGGAGCAAACCCGAGCUGACGGCGCACGGGAGCCCUAAACUCCCCGUCUCUCAGCUGAUCAUGUACCAGCAGAAGAGCUCCUCUCUCGGGUCGGCAUGCUUCGAGAAGCUGGUGGUUGACCCGGCUGCGGUGCUGGGAGAGGAUGAGCAGCUGCGUAAAAACGCAAGUGAUUCUGGCAUCAACAUAGUGGGGCCCAGUAAUGCAGAAACCACUGCACGACCUCCCAGUCCAGCCAUGUACCAGCUGGACAUUAUCCUAAAAAAAGGGAACAACCUGGCUAUCCGAGACAGGACGGGGACCAGUGACCCAUAUGUGAAGUUCAAGAUUGCGGGGAAGGAAGUGUUCAGGAGUAAGACCAUCCAUAAGAACCUCAACCCGGUGUGGGAGGAGAGAGUUAGCCUUCUGGUGGAUACCCUGAGGGACCCGCUGUAUGUAAAGGUUUUUGACUAUGACUUUGGACUUCAGGAUGAUUUCAUGGGCUCAGCGUACCUCCACCUGGAGUCACUGGAACAUCAAAGGACACUGGAUGUGACGCUGGACCUGAAGGACCCACAGUACCCUGAAAAUAACCUGGGCAGUCUGGAACUGGCUGUCACGCUGUCGCCAAAGGAGGACAUGAGGGAUGCUACCAUGCUUUUGAGAAGGAACUGGAAGCGAUCUAGUAAGUAUCAGAGUAUGCGUCUGUCAGAUGUGCACAGAAAAGCCCAGCUGUGGCGAGGGAUAGUCAGCAUCAGUCUGAUUGAGGGUCGCAGCCUCCAGCCCAUGGACGCCAACGGCCUCAGCGACCCGUACGUCAAAUUCAGGAUGGGCCACCAAAAGUACAAGAGCAAGACCAUUCCCAAAACGUUGAACCCUCAGUGGAGAGAGCAGUUUGAUUUCCACCUGUAUGAAGAGCAGGGAGGCUACGUGGACAUCACAGUCUGGGACAAAGACGCUGGCAAGAAGGAUGACUUCAUGGGAAGGUGUACCAUCGACCUGUCACUCCUCAGUAAAGAACACACACACAAGUUGGAUCUGCGACUGGAGGAAGGCGAAGGUGUGCUGGUGCUGCUGGUUACACUCACUGCUUCCGCUGCUGUUUCCAUUUCCGACCUGUCCGUCAACAUGCUGGACGACCCGAACGAGAGACAUCAGAUCAUGCAGAGAUAUAACGCGUGGAGAUCAUUCCACAACCUGAAAGAUGUCGGCGUGGUGCAGGUGAAAGUCAUCAGGGCUGAGGGACUGAUGGCAGCUGAUGUCACAGGAAAGAGUGACCCUUUCUGUGUAGUGGAGCUGAGCAACGAUCGGCUGCAGACGCACACCGUGUACAAAAACCUCAACCCAGAGUGGAACAAGGUCUUCACUUUUAACGUCAAGGACAUCCACUCCGUACUUGAGGUCACCGUUUACGACGAGGACCGAGACAGAAGUGCAGACUUCCUGGGAAAAGUGGCUAUCCCUUUACUAAAUAUCCAAAAUGGAGAACGCAAAGCCUACGCCUUGAAAAGCAAGGAGCUGACAGGGCCAACAAAAGGGGUCAUCUUUCUCGAAAUAGACGUGAUUUUUAAUGCUGUGAAGGCUGGUCUCAGGACAUUGAUUCCCAUUGAGCAGAAGUACAUUGAGGAGGAGCCUAGAGUGUCCAAACAGCUGCUGUUGCGCAACUUUAACAGAGUUAGGCGCUGCAUCAUGUUCCUGAUCAACGCAGGCUGCUACAUCAACAGCUGCUUUGAAUGGGAAUCUCCACAGAGGAGCAUCUGUGCUUUUGUGCUUUUUGUCAUUGUCGUGUGGAACUUUGAACUCUACAUGAUUCCUCUGGCUCUGCUGCUGCCUUUGGCCUGGAACUACAUCCUCAUUGCAUCAGGGAAGGAUACCAGACAAGAUGUGCAAGCAGUGGAGGACCUUCUGGAGGAUGAGGAUGAGGACUUUGACAAAGAUGACAAGGACCGUAAACCAGGCCCCUGGGAGGACAGCCGUGAUAAAAACCAUAUCCUCGAGGAUAUGUUGGCUUCCUGGCACUUUGAGUGGAUACGAGCGAUGGACUCGGAGAGAAAGGGUUUCAUGAACAAGCUUUAUGCCAUUCAGGACGUGUGCAUCAGCGUGCAGAAUGCACUGGAUGAAGUGGCCUCCUAUGGCGAGAGGAUAAAGAACACUUUCAACAGCAGUGUAUGAUCUCAUUAAUGUGAUUUCUGCUUAUGUAACGUGCAUGCAUUCACGCACGCUUCGACAAAUCCAUGCACACGCAGAGAUUGCAGUAUUAUUACAUAAAGCAAAUGAAUAUGUGAGUGAAAUGUAUUGUUUAUUGUUGAGCUAACAGAGUUAGAGUGAUUUCUCAUGUUUAGAUUGCUAUAAUGCUGUAGGUUUAGUACACAGUGUUUGGGGGCAUUUCUAUCAAGUUUUCCCCUUAUGUCUGGCAAUUAUCUGAGCAAUUUGAUCAUCAGUCAUGUUAUUAGUGUUCAAGUUUCCACAACAAAGACCCCAGUGGGUUAUGUCUAUACAACCUCAGGAGGGAACAGAAACAUGUUAAAGUUCUUGUUGAUGCUGAACAUGUGAAAUGUUUUAAAAAGGCAGGGAUAUAUAUAUUUUUUUUUUUUACAUGAUUACGGUUUGUUUGUGUAUCAGAUACAACUCACAUCAGCUAAUUAGUAUCCACAUACUGAGAUAUAAGUAGAGGAAGAGGGAGGAAAAAAGAGGGGGAGGAAGCAAGGAGAGGGUAAGGGAAGAUAAUUAGACAGAAUUAAGCCAUCUCUUUUAAUCUAGCCCCUGAAAGAAAGAGAGGGAGAGGGAAAGAAAGAAAGAUGGGGGGUAGGAAGAGGAGGUGUCUGGGGGUGAGGCCUACACAUUCACCCCUCUGCUCUGUCGCUCCCUCUCUCUCUCUCUCUCUCUCUCUCGCUUGCUUGCUCCCUGGCUGUCUGGCAGAGGGUGUGAAUGUGUGGGAAAAGAGGGGCCUGGUGCCUGAGCCUCGGCAGAAUGAUCAGCUUGUGUUUCUGAGGCUUGAGAAGUGUCCCAUUGUCAUGAUGUCACUGCAACUCAAGGCAGCUAACCUCUGACCCCUAUGGAUUCAUGGCACCCCACACCAGCAACCCCCCUACCCCAAAACCCAAAAAGGGCCAGAUUGCCACUGGGCGCCCACUAGGGGGUACCCAAGCCUUUUGCUUUGAAAUGUAAGGUGCUUGCGCCUUAACGCCGCACAACUCAUAGAAUAUUUACCUAUGAAUCUGUACCCCUAUGUACCCCUGAUUAGGGCUCCUCUCCCUUGCUCUGUUCACCCUGCUCUUUCUUUCUCUUGCUUUUCCUCAGCCGCUCUGCCAUCCCCGCCAACCACAGCUCUUUUUCUCUCCGCUCUCUCGCUCGCUCUCUCUCUCUCUCUCUCUCUCUCUCUCUCCCUCCUACACGCGUUGUAUCUUGGUACCCAUGAAUAUAGCAAGCGCCGCCAGAUGUCGCAAAUACAUCAUCUGAGGGAUGCGGUGGUGAUGGAAGAAAGUCAGGGCACGUACGAGUGGGGGAUGUGAGCCGACUUGAGCUCUCUAAGCGUUUGUGUCUAUGUGUGUGUGUGUCUGUGCCUCACUGUAUGCCAGCAUUCAACUGUGCAUGUGUGUGUGUGUGUGUGUGUCUCUGUUUCCCAUGGUGUGUGUGUUAGCGUGUGGUUGGACAAGUGUGUCCCUUUUGUGUGCAUACGCAUGUGUGGAGGUCACAGCAGGUCAGCAUAUUGUCCCUCAGAUGUUUGAUAUUUUAUGUAUAAGAGGGUGGCUCGAGCAGGAGGAUAAGCACGUUUCUGACAGAGGCAUCUCUCCGCCACAAUCCGCCACCUCAGCAAUGUAGAGCCCAGAGUCAGAUCAACAAUGGAGGGGAGGCGCACCCAGAGAGAGAGGGCUGAUGGGGGGGGGAAGAGAAAGAGAGAAAGAGAGACAGCGAAAGAAGCGGGUAAAAAAACCUAGAAAACCAGGACUGCUGCUGCUGCUGCUGCUGGGCAGACUGUUGCAAUAAAACUGUGAUUACGAUCGCACAGUAUAUCGUAAACAUCUGAAACAUGCAGCAACUUUAAAUAAAAGCGCACAAAAUGGAAACAAAGAACAGUCCACACAUUUGACACACGAAACCAGCUUUUUUUUUUUCCCCCCGGUUUCAGGUGCGUGAUUGUUCAGGAGCCAGUCAGUGCAUCUUCAGAUCAGCCUGUGUCGGAAGAGGAGACACCCCAGAGCGGUGCAAUCCCAACGAGCGCUCCUCACUUUCUCCUUCAGGGGGAAAAGUUUACUGCUUGCUUUUGUAGUCGGCCUCAAAAGAUUUGCGGCAGUCAGCAUUAAAAGGCACAGAUCUGAGGAGACGCCUCCAACUGAAAUACCUACAGAGAAAGAAAAGGAGGAGGCGGGGUAAACUGAUACAAACAUUAAAGACAGACGUUAAACGCUUCACUUUAUAAUGGCUUUGUACCCCGAAAACAAUAAUAACAACAAAAAUCCCCACCGUCAUCUCAUCAUGUCUUUUUUUUCCUGCGAAUGCUUUGAUUCUGUUUUUUUUUUUGUUUUUUUUUUCCUUGGCUUUGCCUUUUUUUAACUCUCUCCCACUUGUGCUCAGAUUUGGAAAGGUUGAUUUCUCUAUUCCCCUUCUGCACACAAACACACACACAGUCCGGUUACCAGGGUGAUGAUGUGGUGGAUGACAUCAUGCCCUGACUGUGUUGUAUAGCUGGUCGCGUUCUGGCAGGGUUCACGGGAUGGUGGCGUGGGUUGGUGCAGUGUUCCCUCCAUCUUUGCCUCUGUCUCUCUCUCUCUCUCUCUCUCUGUGUCUAUCUCUCUAGGCGCUCUGCAUUGGCUUGUCCAGUGCGCCUUGUGUUCCCUGGGAAAAAGAUUAAUUAUUCAACACAUAGCCUCAAUUAAAUUUAAAUUCGGCAGUUCAAGUAACCUUUUAGCAUGGUACAUUUAUUAUUAAGGCAGAUGCUUUAGCCCUGUUUAGAUUUAGAGCUUAUCGGAUUCUUUCAGCCCCUUAUCACACAGGAGGUUUACUUGUGAUGGCUGUGAGGCUUGGCCUCAGCGUGGUUACAGUACAGUUACAGGAUCUAUUCCCUCAGAGAUUACAAGCUUCUGGUUAACAUUGGUCACAAUAAAGUUCCUACAGAAGUAUUUGCACUGAACAGCAUCAUACUUUCACAGAUGACACAUACAGAACAAAGUGAGGCAUAUGGUGUUGCUGCUUUUCUUCAACUUUUUUCCAUCCCAGUUCAUACCAUUUGAAGAUACGAUCAAACAAAGCACACAAUGUGGCUUUGACCGUUUUUUUUCUGACAUCAAAAAUGUUGCGCUAUCAUCGUUCCUUGAUGUCUUUCUCUUGCAUAAUUUUCUUCUGAAUUUUCCCAUUCCUCUGCUGAAUAGAAAGCAAAAGUAGGAGCUGAUGGUAGCCGGAACAUUUAGGAAUAGACAGAGAGGGAGACAAAUCCAUCAGACCUCAUUUCAGACCAGACACAUACACUCUUACCUGAUACAUACUUAACACAUUGUGGUACGUGACAGAAAAUGCUGUGCCAUCACAUGGUAACAAACCCACAAGGUUGAUACAUGGGGACACAAAUGCUUACAUUUUAUCCUGCAGAAUGCAACACAACCAGGGACGAGGAGAAACAGCCUUGACGAUCCCUCACAAUGAUGCCCCCUCCCCCCAGUCCCUGUCUCCCCAUCUCCCUCUUUCUCCAUCCAAGGAGGUGGUGCCUUUGUUGGGCAGGAGCACAGAGACCUCACAAAGCGAGAGAAGAUGUCACAACAAACAAAAACAGGAUGGUAACCCCCGAAAUCUAAUCAGGAGCCAUUGAUUCCUGCUCUGAAUGGAGACUGAGUACCUCGAGAGUGGCUCAUCCAAUAAGGCCAUAUGAGAGCAUGACAGCGGCCUUCACAAUUCAGCUAUAUACUUCCCCAUCAUUCUGUUCUCACCUUUAGACUCGACUCCAUCAACUCAAAGAUGAUACAAUCAUCACUCCACUCCAACAUUUCUGUUUCUUUUUAUUUCACUAAUUCAUUUGUGUGCCUCAAUCAAUGAUUUCUUCUCUCUGAUUUGCAGAUUUGUAUGGAUUUUUUUUUUGAGUGAAUACUAAUAGGUUUGCUUUGUGGAUGCAGAGAUAUGAGUCUUUCGUCCUUUAGUUCCUCUGAUUGAGCUCAUGAAGGACACUUCAUUCCAGCAAUUAAGCACAAAGUAAACCUUUCCUUAGCAGGCUUGCCUUUUAUUUACUAUUUUUCUGUUUUAAAAUUUUAAAUGUAAAAGACACAAUUUUGCAAAUGUUAAUGUGUACACACGACAAACACUUCUCUAUGAAAAUAAUGUCUUUCCUUUUUUCCAUUACCACUAUCACAUUAAUGCCUUUUCUUUUCUUUUUUUCAUCAGCACCACUUCAAAAAACAACAACAAUAUUAAGAAUGUAACUCUAUUAACUCGUAUGGGAAUCUGUGACAUUUCAAAUGACAUUAUUUAAUCUAUAAUAUGUGCAUGCCCUUCUGAGUCCUUUUUUUUUGUUAAUGCUCAAUAUAAUGCAACAACUUUGCUCUUAUUACUUGAAAUGAUACUUUGGCAUUAGAGGGUGAAGGUAUUGAUUUUGGAACCCAGAGCAUUUAUUGUGGAGGUAAAUGUUAUUAUUUUAAUAUUGGGCUCAUGCUAAUUUAAUAGAGCGUAACAUACACGUCAGGGUGUGAGCCGCAGGGGUCUCUCUUUCUCUCUCUCUCUCUCUCACACUCUCUCUUUCUUUGUCUAUGUCACUGAGAAUAGUAUACAAUAUCCAGGUAAUGUCAAAGACUAGUUAUGUCUGCUCCCAGGUUUUGUUUUUGCAGGUCCUGCUUUACUGAGCAGAGAUGGCCUCUUUGGGAAACAAAUUGUAGACACAGUUGUAACCUGCUUACAAUGUAAUUGUGCAACCAUUUAAAAUGAACUGCUAGUAUAAAGAAAAUCAUAAAAAAAUACCAAAAA
Labrus mixtus (cuckoo wrasse) is the source of this 7651-nucleotide messenger RNA. RefSeq names its product multiple C2 domains, transmembrane 1a (gene mctp1a). The record is from RefSeq and is a predicted model, not a curated record. Gene Ontology annotation, molecular function: calcium ion binding. The coding region runs from base 368 to 2878 and encodes 836 amino acids. NCBI's taxonomy places the organism in Eukaryota, Metazoa, Chordata, Actinopteri, Labriformes, Labridae. The transcript is spliced from 20 exons. Gene Ontology annotation, biological process: regulation of neurotransmitter secretion. Gene Ontology annotation, cellular component: synaptic vesicle membrane.